Molecule: messenger RNA, 3456 nt
Organism: Hemicordylus capensis (graceful crag lizard)
Lineage: Eukaryota; Metazoa; Chordata; Lepidosauria; Squamata; Cordylidae
Gene: ABLIM2
Product: actin binding LIM protein family member 2
Exons: 21
Coding region: 549-2492 (647 amino acids)
Biological process (GO): cytoskeleton organization; lamellipodium assembly
Cellular component (GO): actin cytoskeleton
Molecular function (GO): actin filament binding
Source: RefSeq, a predicted model, not a curated record
CCUCCGCGACGCUUAAGACGGCUAGAGCGAGAGGUGGCGACGGCUCGGCUACUGCAGCGUUUUUCGGCAGGCGAGCCUGGCAGGGCUCCAGAGAGCGGCUGGUUGGUUGUUUGUCGGAUCCGUCCCCUCAUCUCUGUCGAGCUCGGAAAGCGGCUGACUGCCACUGCAAAGCAUCCAGGGGGAUGUAGUUGCGUGCCCGCCCGGCAGCCUCCGCUCCCCUGAGCACGCCCCGCCUUCCGUGCGCCAAGGAUCCACAGACAGAGAGCUCCAAGCCGCCGCGCCAAAGCGUCUGGCUUAGCGUAGCCAACCGGCGGGAGAAGGAGGAGAAGUGCGCAGGAGACCGUCGCCCCCUCCCCACUGCACGGAGAGCUGCGGCCGAGAAGCGCCAAGGCUGAGCCUCGGGGAAGGGAGCUUCUCGACCGCGUAACAGGUGCCCGGGGGAUGCCUCGCCCGCCAGCCCGAGCUAGGGCCAGGGGCGGCGGUGGCAGCAGCAGUAGCAGCAGCAGCAGCGAGGCAUCCGUGGCUGCAGACAGAAGCAGCGACGCAAAAUGAGUACCGGAACAGCUUCUCAACCACAGGCUGUGCACAGCCAUUUGGAGAAGCAAUCUGGUGCUGGAAUCCUCUGCCACAACUGUGGAAAUCCAUGCAAAGGAGAAGUGCUAAGAGUGCAGAAGAAAUAUUUUCAUAUCAAGUGUUUUGUUUGCAAAGCAUGCGGAUGUGACUUGGCUCAAGGGGGAUUUUUUGUGAGGCAGGGAGACUACAUCUGUACUUUGGACUAUCAGCGACUGUAUGGCACACGGUGCUUCAGCUGUGAUGAGUUUAUUGAGGGAGAAGUUGUUUCAGCACUGGGGAAAACCUAUCACCCAAACUGUUUUGUGUGUGUGGCUUGCAGGCAGCCUUUUCCUCCUGGGGAUCGUGUAACUUUCAAUGGGAAAGACUGUGUUUGUCAGAAAUGUUCUCUGCCACCUACUGGUAGCAACAGCAAUUUCCCAGUCCUUCGAAAUUGUGGGGACUGUGGCUCUGAAAUAAAAAAUGGGCAGUCUUUGGUUGCAUUGGACAAACACUGGCAUUUGACCUGUUUUAAAUGCAAGAUAUGUGGCAAACUUCUGAAUGCCGAAUACAUCAGCAAAGAUGGUGUUCCAUACUGUGAAAUGGACUAUCAUGCUAAAUUUGGAAUAAGAUGUGAUAACUGUGAAAAGUACAUCACAGGAAGAGUUCUGGAAGCAGGAGAAAAACAUUACCACCCAACUUGUGCACGAUGUGUCAAGUGCACUCAGAUGUUUGCAGAAGGAGAAGAAAUGUAUCUACAAGGGACUUCCAUUUGGCAUCCAGCCUGUAGACAGGCAGCCAAAGCUGAGGAAAAGGCCAAGUUGCAGGAAACUAGAACAUCAUCUGAGAGCAUAAUUUCAGUACCAGCUUCAAAUACUUCAGGUUCCCCAAGUCGAGUGAUUUAUGCAAAACUUGGAGAUGAAAUCCUUGAUUACCGGGAUUUGGCUGCCCUUCCUAAGAAUAAGGCCAUCUAUAACAUAGACCGUCCAGAUAUGAUCUCUUAUUCUCCAUAUAUCAGCUAUUCAUCAGAUGACAGGCGCAGUUAUGGGGAGGGUGACCAAGAUGACCAGUCUGUCAAACAGUACAGAAUAUCAAGUCCUAGUUCUACUGGCUCACUUGGCUAUGGUCGCAAUACCCCAACCUGCCAUUCACCUCAGAAUUACAGCAGACCAGCUGGUACUCAGACUCUUGGUACCAGUAGCUGCAUCUCCCUGCCCCAACACACAAGCCUUACAUCUACAUUCAGACAUCAUUACAUCCCUUUCUUCAAAGGCAGUGAAAGUGGUCGGAGCACUCCAAGUUUAUCCAUGUACUCAGACAGCAAAUCUUCACCAUCUCUCUAUCAGCAAGCACCUAGGCAUUUCCAUGUUCCAGACACUGGAGUAAAAGAUAACAUCUAUAGGAAACCCCCCAUCUACAGACAGCAUGGAUCAAGAAAAUCAGAUGGUGACAGUGGGAGCUACGAUCAAGACAGCAGGAAGCUAAAGUCAAGUUGGCUGACUUUGAAAGAGGAUAUGGAUGCCAGAACUAAAUCUCCUGAUCUAGAUACUCAGUCACUCCCGCAAAGUCCUGGAACUGACAAAGAGCUCCAGCGGUUGUGCAACAGUGCAAACAAUACCUACCCACGAUUUCCUUAUUCCAAAUCUGCUUCUCUUCCUGACUAUGGAAAGAAUGGGUUACACCAUGCUGCAAAUAUGACCCAAUAUGACAUGGAGCAGGAUUCUACUUGGGGAAGGAGAGAAUACAAGAUCUAUCCAUAUGAAACACUUAUCGUAACAAACAGAGUUCGGGUGAAACUACCAAAAGAUGUGGAUAGAACCAGACUGGAGCGGCACCUGUCCCCCGAAGAGUUCAAAGAAGUCUUCAAAAUGAACAUUGAACAAUAUGAUCGGCUUGCACUUUGGAAACGAAAUGAGCUAAAGAAAAAGGCACUGCUCUUCUAGCCUCUCACAGACACACAGAAAUGUGCUUAAUGAAAAUGAACUUGCCACCAUACCUUAUCAUAUGCACUUGCUGUUAACCCUUUAGAGGGCUUCAUUGUGUUAGUGUGGAAGACUGAAGCAAAGAGAGAGAGAAAACGUGGCACUGUAAUGGAGCACAGGCCUUCUGCUAGAUUUGCGUGACCUAGGCUCAUUAACGUCUGGGUCUCUAAAGAAUAUAACAAAUCUUGCAUUAAAUUAAUGAUUGCUUUCGCUGUUGCUUGUUGAAAAAAGUGAUUUUAAAUAGGAAGGAAAUCUGUAAUUUUGACCAGAAAAAACAAACACCUGCCAUUUUGUUUCUGUUUUGCACUAGUAAGCAAAACUUGUACAAAAUCAAAACAUAGAUGGAAAAAUAUCUUUCCUAGAAGAAAAAUGUGCUACUUGGAAGCAAAUGUGAUAAAGGCCAAAGAAAAGCAUGUCAGAAAGUCACUCUUGCAAAUAUAUGUGUGUGACAUCUUUUUAGGAAUAAAAGCAAACCUAUCUAAAGCACUUUAAGUCUCAUUCUCUCACUUAAAUACAAGCUACUGUUCAAAGGCAAACUAGCAACUGAAAAAUCGCUAUCAAAACUUUUAUUUUAGUAACAAUAGAUUGUAAUAUUGUGUGUUCGGACAUCCAGGCAGUUCAAGCUACAGCCCAUUUUAGAUGAAGCACUGGAGUUAAAAUGCUUGAAUGAUGUACUUGAGCAGGACAAAACUAUCUUAAAUCGCAGUACUUUGGGUUAACUCUGCUGUAGAACAAGUAAAAAUUCCAUUGUCGCUUCAUAAAGAUAAUUAAAUUCAAUGUGGAAACGUGAUAAGGCUGUGCAAUGCUGACUGUGUAUUUCUAUUUUUUCUACAUUUCACUCUGGUACAACGAAUGUGUAACUAAUAUUGAUUCUAUGCACACACUGGUGUUCACAUUAAAAAUAUUGUUUUGUAACUAAAUGUUA